AGCUCAUUCCUGCGGGAGGGCGCCGUGCCCGAGCGAGCGCCCGGCUCCUCCUGCGCAUCCCGGGAGCCCCGGAGCUGCCACCACCACCAGCACCACCAGCACCACCAGCACCACCAGCACCACCAGCACCAGCACCAUGCCUGCCCUCCGCCUGCUGCUCCUGGCGCUGCUCCUGCAGCUGCAUCCUGCCUCCUGCCAGGAAGCCCGGGGCAGCCUCCAGCCGUGGUCACAGGGUGUCAUCGCAGUGGUUGUAUUUCUAGUGCUGGUGGCCAUCGCUUUCGUCGUCAACAGGUUCUGGUGUAAGGAUAAAGUGGAAAGCGUUGAGAACGUGGUGAGUGUGGAGGACAAGCCAGAUGCUGUCACGUCCAAUGGCCAUGAAGGGAGAUAUGUAUCGGCUGCAGCUGACUUCAGGUCCAAAGAGAACCAGCACGCCUACGAGAACACCGUGGAGCCUGAGGAGAAGGUGAUCACCACGGCCAUGUAGCAGCACCCGCCCGCCGCCCUCCUCUUCCUCUCGAUUCGCUUCCCGCUAUUGCGAUGGGCAUUCUCACAGAGACCCUCUGUGCUGGCACCCCCUGGGAGUGAUGGAGCCUCUCCCUGGCACCUCCACCUCCUGAUCUCUUCCUUUUCCACCCGUGG
This is a messenger RNA of Poecile atricapillus (Black-capped chickadee), 639 nucleotides long. It is a transcript of the gene PDZK1IP1, whose product is annotated as PDZK1 interacting protein 1. NCBI's taxonomy places the organism in Eukaryota, Metazoa, Chordata, Aves, Passeriformes, Paridae. Bases 137 to 484 code for a protein of 115 amino acids. The transcript is spliced from 4 exons. The record is from RefSeq and is a predicted model, not a curated record.